Bombyx mori (domestic silkworm) is the source of this 1301-nucleotide messenger RNA. RefSeq lists its product as uncharacterized. The record is from RefSeq and is marked predicted. Gene Ontology annotation, cellular component: intracellular membrane-bounded organelle. Gene Ontology annotation, biological process: vacuolar protein processing. Lineage: Eukaryota; Metazoa; Arthropoda; Insecta; Lepidoptera; Bombycidae.
ACGUUUAAAUCAAUAUUUCUUGUACUGAGAUCGUAAUUAGAAUUUCAUGAAUAAAAGUGUCAACGAUAAUUGAUAGUGACUGAUUUUCAGCAAUUAUUUUGUACUUAUUUUGAAAUUAAUUAAUAUUUUAGUCCAUUGUGCUCAGAACUCCAGUAUGGCACCAGCCCCCAAAGGAAAACCGCCUACAAAAGGUUCCAAACAAAUCCUUGUAGAAAAUGCUGCCACAGUAAAAUUCUAUCGUAAUAUGUCGAUGGCGGCAACCUCUUUUUAUGGAAUUAUAACUGCCUUAUUUUACUAUGAAAACAUAUCAAAUUGGGUACUCUUUUUUAAUGUUCUGGUAUUGAUUAUACACAUUGCUUGCUAUCAACUAAUGAUGUACAUUAGUAAACCACGCUAUCUCAAUAACACUCAACUCUUGGACCCAGGUUUAGAUUUGAACAUGGAGGGUGGAAUGGGCGAACAUAUCAAGGAUAUUGUAAUACUCUCAUCUAUAACUCAAGUUUUAGCAUUGAUAAACAAUUACUUUUGGCUAUUGCUUCUAAUUUUACCAAUAAGAGUAUUCUGGCUAUUGUGGACCAAUAUACUUGGUCCUUGGUUUUUCCAAGAAGCUCCUGAAAACACUGAGAAAGAUGAAAAGAAAAAGAAGAAAAUGGAAAGGAAAUACAAACGGAGUCUUUUGCAGUAAUUCAUCUAAGCCAUAUGUGCAUGUCAAUAUCUGUAUUCAUCAUUGCAUAAAUGUUAAUUUUGUAUUCAGAACAAUAAUAUUUUGCUAUCUAAUGUAAUAACAUCCAUAUAUUUAUAUUAGUAAAUUCACAUUAAAUGAUGAUGCUAGUCCUUCCUACCUUCUUUUUAAAUAGUAAUGGUGAUACAUGUAACUUAAGAUAAGUACCAUUUAUUAUAUAAAUAAAAAACAUCUGGUGAUAGUAGGUUGUGAGUUUAUAUUUUUUAUUCAGAAAGUCUGUUGGCCCAUCUUAUGAAUGGUAUCUGUCACUUAUAGAUGAUCAAUGAACAGGAAUCUUGUCAUAGCACUCGAAACAAGUCUGGAUAGCAAUUUAAUCUAGAACCUCAAGUUGUCAGGCAAUUUUUGUUAAUUUGCACCUGUUGCUAAUUUUUGACUCAGCCUGUAUAUUAGUUUGAUGAACAAGAUAACAGUAAUUUGUAUAACUUGAGAAAUAUCUUGAUAUUUUAAGGUGAGCAGUGACAUUCACAUUGUGAUGUAAUUACAUUAUCAUAAUCACAUAUUGCAAGGGUCAUGAGACUGCACUUCUUACACACCACUUUAACCUUCUCGAGCGCAAACC